Molecule: messenger RNA, 2382 nt
Organism: Cladocopium goreaui
Lineage: Eukaryota; Dinophyceae; Suessiales; Symbiodiniaceae
Source: the annotation of a GenBank genome assembly
AUGGCCAAAGCAUCCCAGAGGGGCUGGCUGUUGAGUAAGAAUGGAGAGCAACAGUUCCUGGUGCUCAGAGGAUCUACCCUUCGUGUCUUCAGCGCUGAGACAAAGAAACGGAAAAUUGGACUGCCCGACGUGAUCCUUCGCUUGGACUAUGCUGAAGUUGAAGCAUUGACGGGGCAACGCUUUGAAGUGCGCACCCAGACCCCUAGCAAGGCCAGCCACGUCUUCCAGGCGAAGUCAGAGGAAAAGACCCGCGAGUGGGUGAUGAACCUCUCCCAGCACAUCGCGGAGACCAAAACCAGGUUCGACCAAUACAUUCAGAUUCUGACCGAGGGCGGUACAGCCUACAAGUACAAUUACAGCAACUCCAAACGAAUGCGGCGUCACUUUUGGGUUGACCUGCAGAAGGUGGAGCUCUGUUGGUCCAAAGCGAAGAGCGAAGGGGAGGAGCCUCAGAUGAUGAGCCUUCGCGACAGUGUGGGACUGAUCUAUGGUCCCAUGACCACCACCUUCCAGCGCUGCGAAAACUUGGAGGACUUGCCAUGGACGUGUUUUAGCAUCCUUUUCUCAGAUCGCACGCUGGAUAUGGCGGUGCCAUCUCAAAUGGAGUCCUGGUUCCUGGGCCUGCAGUUCUAUUUGAUUGGACGCAGCAACUGCGUCUCGUGCAUCACUGAGGCGCAGUUCGUGUUUCGCCGUGCCUGGCCCAGCCUGACCUGGAUCAGGGGCACCGGGGAUAUGACGAGCCAACAAGUCGUGGUGAGGUUCCCCAAAGUCCCACGUGCAAGUCCUCAAGCCGCAGGCGACCGUUGUGGUAGCUUGGUGCAGGGCACCCGCUUCAAAUGCCUCGUGUGUCCUGACUUCGACCUCUGCGAAGCGUGUCUGCGAAAGGGCUGCCCGGUGAUGAAACCAUGCACAGCAGAGGCGGAAGUGCACCAGGAGAGCCACGAGUUGCUUCUGCUGCCCAAAGCCACCCCCAGCAGCACCGUGGCCGAGCUUUGCCGCGCCUUCCGCGGUUCCGCGUCGACGUCUGAGCUCGAGCCGAGUCAGGAGGGUCCAAUGGUCCUCUGCCUCUGUGGCGAGCGGAAGAGCUGCUGUGGCUGCGGCCGUCCAGCGUUGUGGCUCCCGGGCGGCACGGGGGCGGCAGCGCGAGCCACGCAGAUGGCGGAUUUGGAUCCAGUGAUCUCGGUGGAAAAUAUCUGCUUUAUGGAGCCCAUUUCCAGAGACACCUUUGAAGCGAUCUUGCAGGAGCAGAGCUAUAUCACCUAUGUGGCCGAAACCCCUGCGGGACGAUCUGCUGGAUAUCUAACGCUGGAACUUCGAGGUGACUCCCAGGGCUACGUCAUGAGCCUCGCAGUGCUCCCCGUGUUCCGUUGCCGCGGCGUGGCGCGGCAACUGCUUCAGCACGCGCUGCAGAAGGCGUUCCAAGAUGGUGCGAAGACGGUGAAACUCCAUGUGCACACGCAGAACGUGGGAGCCAUACGACUGUACAGACGCUGUGGCUUCGAAAUUCUGUGUGAAGCGUCAGAUUUCUAUGGCUCGGGCGAUGAUCUCCAGCGUGGAAAUGCUUACUUGAUGGGCUGCUCACUUGCCACACCUCAGGUCUAUCACAAGCUUAGCACCUCAGCGCACAAACAUGGCUACACCACUUGGGUCUACUUGACCUCCCGAGUGAAGGCUCUGGGACAGGAUGCCGCCUUUCGGGAGGCGCUGGAUCACGCGCAUGCGGGUGGUGACUUCACCUACCAGGCGAAGUGCGAUGUGGACCCUACGACGGAGGCCUUGGACGCCAAGGCGGAACGCCGCGCCGCGCGCGCGGAGCGGCAGAAGCUGCGCCAGAAGAAGGUGUGGCUUAUGGUGGCUUUAGUGAAGUGUCCGGAUUUGUUGCACCCGAAGUCAUCCGUGUUGAUGAGUGGCUUCAACGGGGCUUCAACUCUUUCUUGCCUUUCCCAUCCCUACUUCGAGAAGGAUACGUUGCAGUUGAAGCAUUUUUUUAGGUCUUCCCCAGACCUAUCCACCAUGAUGGCUUUGGCAGCGUUGCUGCCGCUGGCACUGGCCGAUGUACCCUUGGCCAACUUCGGAGCCAAGGGAGCCGCCUUUGAGUUUAAGGGACUGCGCGACCGGUCCAAGUCGGGUUGGAGCAAUUUUCACCUGGAUUCGGAGCAGCACGUGGCAAUCUUUGCGGGUGAGGUGGUCGAUGUUGGGCUCCAACCAGGAUUCAUCAAGGCAGUGGCCUCCGGCACCUUUCCGGAUGCCUCCAGCGCUUCCGCGGGUGCUGUGGUGUUGCUGGUGAGGAGCCGGACGCCGGAGCAGGAGCGAAGACCAGCUUUGGUAAAUCCGGAUGCCACCUCCAAUGCCGACAAUGAAGCUUUGAAGUUAGCACCAUGA